Messenger RNA from Peronospora matthiolae, 3450 nucleotides. The record is from the annotation of a GenBank genome assembly. Lineage: Eukaryota; Oomycota; Peronosporomycetes; Peronosporales; Peronosporaceae.
AUGGAGGAUGAGGACGUGGCGAUCUGCUUGUUGUGCAGCCUCCCCAAGAGCUACGAGAACGUCGUUCUCAACUUGGAGAUGAGCAGCGCGGAACUGCGAUCGCGAGACGUCGUGAGAGUGCUCACGAAUGAGCACAUCAAGAGGCAAGGUGACAAGACGACAUCGGUGAAGACUGAAGACGCGGCGAAGGCGUUCAGUGCCGAGCGUGAACCUCGACAGUGUACAUACUGCGGAAAAUUGGGGCACACGGCGGAGCGGUGCUGGACCAAGCAGAAGGACGAAAAUCAAGAUGGAGCUCGACGCGGCGGCAACAAUGCUCGUGGACGCGGAGCCAACAACGUUCAGUGGCGAAUCAACAGCACCUACGACGACAACUACGAUCGAGUUGCAUUCGCGGUUUCGCUGCAGGCUGGACUUUCGACGGGCAAGAAUAUGCCAGGGAUGUGGGCAGUGGACAGCGGUGCGACGCAUCACAUCUGCAACGACAAGGCAAAGUUUGCAAGCCUGAAUGAGCGAGAGGAAGGCGAACUAUCAGUGGCUGAUGGCAGCAAGGCUGCGAUCAAGGGUGUGGGAACCAUCAUGGAACGGGUGGUUCUGCCCAAUGGUGACGAACGCGACAUCGAGAUCAAGGAUGCACUGUUUGUACCAAGUAUGAGCAAGAAUCUGCUUCCGGUGCCACAGAUCAACAAGGGUGGCACGUUCCAAGUCGUGUUCGAUGGGUCCAAGAUGCAAGUGAUACGCAAGAAUUCCACACAAGUCGUGGCAACAGCGGAUCUCGUCGAUGGACUUUACUGGCUGCGGACUCCUCAACGAUCGGCAAAUGCAGCAACACGCAAUGGGACUAUCGACUUGCAUGCGCGCAUGGGUCAUGCACCCCUCGAAGUUCUGCGCAAGAUGGUGGCCACCGGCAUGAUCAAGGACGCCAAGGCACCUCUCAACUCGACUGGUCCAAGUGUGUGUCGCGGUUGCCAGCAAGGAAAGAUGGUCCAAAAACCAUUCCCAACCAACCGUGACAAACGCCAAUAUGGUGUGUUCGAGUUGCUGCACUUCGACAUCUGCGGGCCAAUGGAACAAGUCUCGAUCGGCGGCAGAAGAUACUUGCUGCUUGUGGUUGACGAAGCCAGCGGUUGCAUGAAGGGCUUCUGUCUGCGGUCCAAGUCUGAGAGUGAAGACUGUAUCAAGAACCACAUUAUCAAGAUUCAGACUCAGUUCGGCACGAAGAUCAAGUUUGUUCGGCACGAUGGAGCGUAUGAGUUUGCGACCAACUCGAUCAAGACCUUCUACAAAAAUCAUGGUAUCGAACAACAGAUCACGGUACCGUAUGCACACCAGACCAACGGCACCGCAGAACGCGCGAUAAGGACCAUCGUCACGAUCGGACGCAGCUUGUUGCAUCAUGCAAAGCUGGAGAAGUGUUUCUGGGCUGAAGCGGCAAUAACGGCGAUCUACAUCAAGAACCGCCUGCCUUCACCCAAGAUCGACCACAAGACUCCGUUCGAGAUCGUGUACAAGUCGAAACCAAGUGUCAAGCACAUGCGCGUGUUUGGAUGUCGGGCGUUUAUCCUGACACCAAGGGAGAAGCGAUUGAAGUGGGACUCGACGGCUCGUGGAGGGAUGUUCAUGGGCUACGAAGAAGCGUCAAAAGCUUAUCGAGUGUACGACAUUGAGGCGGGCCAAGUGGUGAUCAGUCGUGACAUCACCUUCGACGAAUCGACUUUUGACUUUUCGAUGGACCGACCAAGUGACGAUGAUGAAGAUGCGGAGUUGGACCUCGACCUCCUGGCGAUCAACGAGGACGACGUGCGUCAAACCGUCUACAAGCAGACUGGCAAGCGCAAGAGUGAAGCAAGACCCGGCAUGUCACGUUCAGCUCGCCCUCGAACUGGAUUGGAACAAGCAAGUGCGCCGGAACACGUCUCCAACCGUCACCAGAAACGACGAUCAAGUGCUCCAGAAACGAUGUCUGUUGACGAAGAAGAUGCGAGCGUCCACGAUCAAGAUGACGACUCGACGCCUUCAUCAUUUUGGCGUGCAAGUGCAAACGCAGUGGAAGCAACGGACCUAGCAGAACCUGUGACUUUUCAAGACGCGAUCAAUUGUCCUGAUCAAGCUCACUGGAGAAAUGCUGUGAAGGCGGAACUCAAGUCGAUGCAUCUUCGUGGAGUUUUUCAUGCGGCAAAACUGCCAAGAGGCCAAGGCGCGAUAGGCACCAAGUGGGUGUUCAAGAUCAAGCGCAAAGCGGAUGGAUCGGUCGAGAAAUACAAGGCGCGUCUCGUUGCCAAGGGUUUCAAGCAGAAGUACGGCAUCGACUACAAAGAGACGUUCUCGCCCGUGGUCAAGUACGUGACACUGCGUAUGGCGAUCGCGAUCACCAAGUAUUUCGACUGGCCACUGGACCAACUCGAUGUGGUGACAGCCUUUCUCUACGGAGUGAUGAAGGAGAAGGUGUACUGCGUGAUACCAGAAGGCGUCGAGAUGGAUGGCGACUUCGACUGUCUCGAGUUGACUUUCGACGAGUUCGUAUGCUUUAUCGGUUUCGAAGUGUCGGCGUUUGACCCAUGUCUCUACAUCAAGGUUGUCGACGGUCACUGUGUGCUCGUGCUGGUCUACGUGGAUGACGUGUUGGUCACCGGCAGCUCACUCGAGUUGAUUGCGCAGACGAAGGCCGACCUCAAGACGCGUUUCGAGAUGACCGACAGUGGCAAGUGUACUUUUGUACUGGCCAUCGAACUGGUGGACGAAUCGGAUGGCAGCGUGACGAUGUGCCAGCGACGGUAUGUCAACGACAUCCUCAAGCGCUUCGGCAUGGAUGAGUGCAAGGCCACAGCAAGUCCGGUCGACUUGAGCACUCGGCUUGUCGCAAGCAGCGAAGCGGCCAAGAUCGACGUUCCGUUUCGUGAAGCUGUGGGAGCUUUGAUGCACUUGACGACUGCGACGCGCCCGGACAUUGCGUAUGCUGUGGGGUACGUCUCGCGCUUCAUGGAGAAUCCGCAGCAAGAACAUUGGACGGCGGUGAAGCGCAUCUUUCGUUACUUGCAAGGGACCAAGUCGCACGGACUCCGCUUCCAGCCAAGCGACAAGAUCGACUUUCGUGGCUACUCGGACGCGGACUGGGCCGGCGACCACGCUGAUCGCAAGUCGACUUCGGGUUACACUUUCAUGCUGAUGGGUACUCCUGAAGGCAAGUGGGUGCAUCGCCUGCUAUGCGAGAUUUUGGCGGCCGCAAACGAACCAGGACCGGACCUCGUCAUCCGUGAAGACAACCAGUCGUGCAUCAAGAUGACGAAGAAUCCGGUGAAUCAUGGCCGCGCCAAGCACAUCGACAUCAAGUACCAUCACAUCCGUGAUGAGGUCAAGCGCGGUGAAGUGCAGCUCGAGUAUUGCGAGACUUCCGUGAUGAUGGCGGACAUCAUGACCAAGGGACUUUCGGGACCUCGCACAAGGACUUGA